AAUGUCAUCCAGCCAGGUCACAGCCACAGUAAAACAAAAACCUUGUGUCUGUUUACUAGGAUUUUGUUUUGUUCUCUGCAAGAUGCCAUUUUUAUUUUUCACUUCUCUUUUUACAAAGGAGUGCCGGGUCCGUAGUGGUCACGCAGAGUGAAUGCAAAUCUACUCAGCCUUUAGCUCCAUUUGUAAUCCUGCAUUAUUUGUAUUUAAUCAUUAAUAUUGGACACACUUUAUUUUGACUAAAACAUCUCUGGAAUAUAUAGAUAAUAUUUUCUUCCACUGUUCAGGAUACCUCCAAAGAUUUGGUGUUUUAAUACGUUUGACUGAGUUAGGGAAAAUGUUUUGGAGAUCUACAGUCUGCUAUGAAUACAGCCUUGGCAGACAUAAGCAGACCACAUUCAUGUGGUCUAUUAUUCUCGAUCACACUCCAGUCCAGACUGUGGCAGUAAUGCACUCAACAUCUGGUUUGCACACUGAAGAACGAACAAAAAGGGGGGAAUAAGAAGAACUCUAUAGUAGUGGCUGCGGUUCCGUGAAAGGACGUCUUUAUUUCGCCCAGAGGAAUGGCUUCUCUUAAUGUUGGGUCGACAUACUCAAAUUAUACAGACUUUAAUAAUGCGCUCACCGCAUUCGAAAAUGAGAAUUGUGUCCAGUUUUACUGCCGCGACACAGAACAAUUGAAAAAGUCAAACGAUUAAAUCCAAGGCACCAUUACAAUCCUGAGUUGAAGUAUGUGACCAUACAUCUGACUUGUAUACACGGUGGCAUAAAAUUUAUGUAUGUAUAUAAUGUAUUAUCACGUUCUAAAGGAGUGCGUCCGAAAACGAGGUAGCUAGCUUCCAAUUCUAGAUGACUUUUUUUAUUGUAUCCAUGGUCAUGUAGCCUACAUAUCUGCUAGAUCUGCUGACUGUUUUGCAGCGUCCGUCACAAUAAGAGUUUUUCAAUGUAAUGUUUUCCAGGACAAGAGAGCAUAUAUAUUUUUUUGUAGUGGUGACAGUAUAAAAAAAAACUUAAGUAUAAAUGUAUUUCGUUUUACAUUGUUCGAACAAUGUUAAAGUAGGUUCGUUGCCUCUACAGUACCUGCAGGGUUGGAUGCCCAGCUUUAAUCAAAGUCAAAACUACAGAGGAUGGAGAGAGAUUAGUUGUAAAGGAAAUGGUUAAAAUACACAACCAUGAAGUCAGUGAGGCUGCAUUCAAGCACUACCCCAAGAGGAGACAACUAUGUCCGGCUGAACGCGCCAAGUGUUCCCGAAUUGCUGACAAAGUACGAUGGCAACAAAAGAUUGGUGAUCGAAAACCUCACCAAAGUAACUGGAAAAGUCAUCCUACCGAAGGACAUUCACAACAUUGCAGCGACAAUGAACUGUCCUCCAAAAUGUGAGCGAAAGAAACAAGAGGUGAGCAAAGGGAUUCGAAUGGUGAUGGACACUGACACAAAGCUAAGAGAACAGGCAAGAAAAAGGCUGCCUGGAUCUGGUGUGCCUGGCCCCGUUGACCAACCUGGCCCUUGCAGUGAGAAACUCAAAGGUCUCUUCAUCAUGGGAGGCAACACUGACUCGAGGGGGAACACAACCGUGUGUGCAGAGUUCAACUUUGCUGCCGACAUCGUCCUGAACCGCUUCUUCUGUCCAACCUACAUCGCUACCUGGGAGUUCUGCUGUGAGAACAAGCUACCAUGGUCAUUCUGUGACAACUGGCAGGCCCAGGACUCCGACAAGGCCCGCUUCAUGAAGAGCAUCUUCAAACACACAAUGAACACCGUGGCCACUUGUGCUCACUACCAACGGGAGAUGACGGCUGGCCCGGGUUUUGUGUCGUGCGACUCGUACGCCAUGGUGGCAGCCAUCAAUGACGGUUUCGUGUGGGUGUCUGAGCCGGUGGCAGUUACGGUGGAGCUUCAGGGGACCUACACCCAGGGCAUGAUGGUCCUGGACAAGCUGGGAGUCCUGGAGAAGGAGCACAGUGGACCUGGAGAGCUUGGACUCCCUGAAGUAAUAAGGGAACUACACCUAUACCGCUGUCAAUUGUUUAUUUUUACAAAAUUAUAGGGGAGGGCUCAAAUUCCACUCUUCGUAAUGAGUUUUGUGCAGAUAGAUCUUGAUAAGAGGGAAACUGGUGGAUGUGUCUGUUUUGACUUACCAUUAUGUUCUGAAUCACCAUUUUACUUUAUCAGGAAAUAAAUAUUCUAGUUGUCUUACUAUAUAUAUUAUGAGGUCAACAGCAAAUGUCCAUGAGUGAUGUUAUCAGUUGUUUUAGAUUUCAUUAACAGGAAAGAAAUGCAAAGGGGGAUGAAGUAAAGCCUCUCUUUCUUUAUUGAAAGUGCCCAGGAAUGUACUCAGAAACGCCCCUUAGUCCAAUUGAAAUAAAAAUUCACCACUUUUCAUUA
Oncorhynchus kisutch (coho salmon) is the source of this 2383-nucleotide messenger RNA. RefSeq lists its product as uncharacterized. Bases 1170 to 2045 code for a protein of 291 amino acids. Gene Ontology annotation, molecular function: hydrolase activity, hydrolyzing N-glycosyl compounds. The record is from RefSeq and is a predicted model, not a curated record. NCBI's taxonomy places the organism in Eukaryota, Metazoa, Chordata, Actinopteri, Salmoniformes, Salmonidae. The transcript is spliced from 5 exons.